Molecule: messenger RNA, 829 nt
Organism: Carica papaya (papaya)
Lineage: Eukaryota; Viridiplantae; Streptophyta; Magnoliopsida; Brassicales; Caricaceae
Product: 16.9 kDa class I heat shock protein 2-like
Source: RefSeq, a predicted model, not a curated record
CUUGCUGACUCUUUAUUCCUUCACAAUCAUUCACUUUCUCUAUUUACAAGUUACAACUAAGCAACCAGAACCAUCCUUCCAUUGCUAUAUAUAGAGGUUAAACAUCACUCAACUUCAUCAUCCAGUCCAUAACGAAAACCACAUUGUUCAAGAAUUCCUAAAACAGCUUGCAAGCCUCUGCAUUCAAUUCUUGAAACAUGUCUCUUAUUCCGAGCUUCUUUGGCCAGAGAACCAAUUUGUUCGAUCCAUUGUCAUUAGAAGCCUGGGAUCCUUUCGAUAGUUUUUUCACCUCCGCACUAGCCAAUGUGCCUGCAUCAGCCCGGGAAACCUCUGCAUUUGCCAAUGUUAGGAUUGACUGGAAGGAGACUCCAGAAGCUCACGUCUUCAAAGCUGAUCUUCCCGGACUAAAGAAGGAAGAAGUGAAAGUGGAGGUUGAAGAAGGUCGGAUUCUGCAGAUCAGUGGUGAGAGGAGCAAGGAGAAGGAGGAGAAGAAUGACAAAUGGCAUCGGAUUGAGAGGAACAAAGGCACAUUCCUGAGGAGGUUCAGGUUGCCAGAGAACGCAAAGGUUGAUCAGGUGAAAGCGAGUAUGGAGAAUGGAGUGCUUACCGUGACUGUUCCUAAGGAGGAGGUGAAGAAACCUGAAGUUAAGGCCAUUGAGAUAUCUGGGUAAAGCUGAUAAUGGGAUUCCCAGAGUAGUACUGCCGUGGCAUGAGUCUGAAUUUGAAUAAAACAAAACUUUAUGAGAGUUAUGUUGUGUGUUUGAUGUGUGUGAAAAUGGAAGUCUUGUAUUCUGCUUUCCCUUCAAUGAAGCUUAAAAGACUUUGAAUA